AUGGAGGAAAUGACCGGGAUUCUCUCGUCUGCGGGCCAGGAUGAGUCCUCUCUCGACUAUGUAUCUUCUGACAUUACCGCGGCACGCCUCGAUCUUCUAGUCGGCCCAAACGAUUCACAUUGGGUGGAGAAGCACAAGUUCUUCACUGAGAGACUGAAGUCGGACGCUCCCAUCAAAGAAAUCAUUCGAGAAAACUUCACAUACCAUGAGAGUCGCCUGUUGAUGCCAUCUGAUCGCGCAGACGUGCAGGAAUUGCAAGCUGCCAAUACAAAGCGCUACGAGGCCCUUCUCAAUGAUCGCUUCAAGGGCUUCGACGACUCUUUGGCCACAAAGCUCACGAUGAUGUACUUUGGCUUACCAAUUGCGCCGAUGGAAGACAUUCUCAAAGAGCUCUCUAUGGCUGUUGGUAUGAGGGAGGAAGUCCCGAUGUACAACAUCAAACCACCACUGCAUUUUCUUACCGCCCACGAACGUCGCAACUGGGGAAAGGAUAGCCUGAAAGCCAAGGAAGCCUUCAGCUGGCCCGUCCCGGUCCCAAAGAAAAGCGAUCCAAUUUUGGGUCUUCGUGGAGGUGAAGGACCUAGCUCACAACGCGGUGAUCACGUCUUUUAUGACCACGUCCCCUCAACUGAGACUCCCGCAACCCCUGAAGAAGGAUGGACUUAUAUUUAUGGCCUCUAUGGGCGCUUGCCAUUUCGUCCUCGCAAGUGGCGAUCAUUUGCACUCGUUCUACGACAACUAUUGUAUAAUCACCCUGACUACAUUAGGGAGAGGCAGUACAUAUUCGACCUCCAUGUUAUUGACAAGAAGACCGGCGACCGGAAAAUCAUUCGUGACAAGUUACCCUUGUCGGCUGGAAGCAAAGCAAUGCUCUUCCUCGAGGAACACUUUACCCACGACUCGAAAGACAAGGGGCACAAGGAUUGCUGUACUCUUUUUAUUGAUCAUGUCCAGAAGGAAUCAGAUGGCACAGCCGAGCAUUGGGAACCUUCCAAGCAGCAACUGGAGACAGACACCGUCAGGAUUGGGCGCUCUCUCGGGGCUUUCCCCAACGGGCCAGAGGAAGAAGCCAUAAGUUACGCUUAUAUUCCAUUUCCCAAGAUCAAAACUCCGCGCUUCGUUGCCAGCAACUAUGCAUCUCAACAGUACAACACUCACUUCAGGGCCGCCACUGAUAUCAUCUUUGGUCGACCUAUGGGCUACAAGGAUGCGGGAUGCGCCGAGUACAACCAUGCCUUGUUCCGUCUCUAUGACAGAAACAAGCCAGACGCUCCAUUGACCGUACCCAUCGUUUACGGUGCCAUGGGUCUGCCGCAAUCGGCCUGGGAGCUUCUUCACCCGCUAAAUAACCCUGGCGCUUGCUGGAUGAUUGAAUGCACCUGGCUCGACCCCGUUGUGGUGCCUCUUAUCUUUCCCAACUAUUACCCAAGGCCUAACCCUCACUUGUUAGAAGAUGACAGUAAUUACGGGGACGAGUUUGAUAAUGUCUUCCACCCGAUCUGUGAGAUUUCUACAGAGGCUUUUGACAUUGAGUCGAGCAGAAAGCUCGAAGCAGUGUAUAUCCUCGAAGGGGACCCAAGAAAUAGGUAUGGGGAAGGCAUCAAGGGCCUGGAGGUUGUCCCGCAACGUGGUAAUGCUCGUGGGAGAAAUAAUUCCGUCGGACGCGUUGUUGGCGAGAAGAUCCAUGAUCUAUCGGCCUGGUUUUACACCGCUCACCCUCAUUUUCGCCCUGGACACUGUCGUCUGUUCCCUGCUUGGCACGAUGGACAAGACAUCUCGGUCGAGUUGCCACCUCUGACAUCCACAGCCCAACAGCUCUUUGCUGCUGUCGAUAAGCUGGUAUCCAAGACUAAGUACAUGAGAGCCAUGGGCCAGGACCUCAUGUUACUCAAAGAGACUGCCUGUGGCAACAUCCUUCAAAGUCGAGACACACCAUCGUACCUCAUCCGCCCUGACUCAUCCGACGAUGACUGGUAUCGUGUGAGAGAAUCCAUCACAUCCCCAGACAUAACAGUUGAGUUUGUCAAAAAGUCAGAUGUUGACUGGGAAGAAUGCAUAUCGGACAACAACAUCUGGGGCGUCCGUGAAAUUAAACCCGAAUUACAUGUCUCUCGCCCUCGGCUAGGUGGUGAUACUCUUAAAAUCAGGGACCUCGACGAUCGAAUAGUCGACCCUGCUGCCAAUUAUCCCUCGGCACCUGCAAGUCUGGGCUCUCCAGGCUCUGAAAACAAGAAGGAGCUCUCAAAACUCAGAGCCAGGGCGUUCGUUAGCCCUAUACUGCCUCAUAUCAAACUUCGAGUACCUCCGCCUCCGAAGCUUGCGCUGCCUCAGGCCUCCACGCUUGAUGGCGAAUCUGAAGCUGAGGAGGAGGAGGAGGAGGAGGAGGAGGAGGAGCAGGAGUAUGAUGUCGGUGUCCUGGCGACCAGUCGGCCUGACUGGGCCAACAAACCUUAUUCCGCAGACCGUCGGCGAGUUGAGAGAACAGAAAGCCCAGACUCGGAAGAUGAUAUUUAUGGCUAUUCAGGAGAUGACACUAGAGAUGUCUCGGAGUCUGAAGACGCCUCUAAUCUAAGGGAUGGGAUAACAAUCUCCAGUGAUCACAGCAGUGAUGAAUCAAACAGAGGCGACGAUGGCGACGACAAUGAAGGCGGCAAUGGGACUGAGCACGCCACUGCCUCCCGCCCUGGUCCUCCAACCAUAUCACCAUGGGAACCCGAUGAGAACGCAUCACGAGUGGCCCGAGAAGACACAUGGGCCUCUCAACCUAGUAUCUUUGGUAACCUCAGAGCUGAGUCUGAACCACCUGAUAUUGGCAUCCCUUUGACUGCAGCGCCCGUAGAGAAAAUACUUCGCACCGACGAUUCUGGCAACGCCGCGAUGAUCUCCAAAGCCCUCCUCACACCCCACGAGCAAGCCAAGCUCCAGCGCACCCUCUGGAACACUCGUAAUGUGCUUCUCAAGCGCUCCAUACGGUGCAUGUUCGAGGACUGCGACUUCACCUGCCGGACUGACGAUCAUGAGGCCAGGAAGAAGCAUACUCUGGAAGCUCAUAAAUCGCGAAUGUGUCCUUGGUGCGAUGAGCCAAUGUUUGAAUGGUGGAAUAAGUCUCAGAGGACGAAGCACAUGCGGGAGAAUCAUACUAAGGAUCUGAAGGAUGUCUUGGGUAUUGUGGAUGGGCCUGUCCAUAGGGCAACGCCUGCAGUACCUCGCCCAUCGAAGCCACCUCAGCAACCUGCGAGCAAGCCCCGGCCUGCAGCCCAGACCCGGUCUGCUCAACCCCCAUCGGCUCCAACGUUCUCUCUGGGACAAGUUGACAGUCCUUUCACUGCACUUCGUUCAGCCCCCCCUCGCAAGCCAGCUCCUGUGGCUCAUAUGGUACCCGGUACAGUGCCGGACCCUGGUAUGCCACGACGUUUAGAACGCCUUAUGCAAUCAUCUCGUGCAGCACCGCAAAACCUCGCCUCCGGUAGUAGGACGCACAAACCACCAACGGUAGAGACACUAACAGCCGGAAUGCCUGCCCAUCUUGAGAGGGAGCUUGUACAUUCGAGAAAGUUAUGGGAAUCCAAGGCACGUAAACUUGCUGAACCUCCGCGAACUCUCUCAAACCCUCUUGCCUGGUACGACAUGACUGGACGAGUGGUUGUUGUUGAUCCUCCAGAGUUUUGUCCCAUCCCAAGGUGCGGAUAUAACAUCAGCUGGCUCGGUUCUUGGGGCCUAUAUGAUCACUUCACGAGAGGCCAUCUGGAAAAAGAGGUUAUGAAGUGUCCAUUCUGCGCUCUUCCGUUUUUUGAAGUCAUGGGUAAAGAUGAGGAAGGCAAUGAAAGAAGAAUCCAUCGCGGGGAAGCAGAAUGUACGAAGCACUUGGACUGCCAUAUCUAUGAACUCUGGAAACAUCUGCAGCCAAUUAUGGAUCGUCCGGAGAUGGUCUAUUCUCACGACGUCGGGAGCCCGUUGAGGGGGGUAGUAGAAACCGUUCGGGUGAUCGAACCAGAGACUUAUCUUGAAGGGCAACAUAUCUCACCGCGUCGUCCCGUCAAGAAGUGUAAGUACUUCGGAAAGUGUGGCAUGGUCAUCUGGGGUAUGACCAUCGAGGAGUAUGAUCGUCAUAUUGAGGAACAUCAUACAAACCAAGACGAGGAUGACUCAGAUGAUGACGAAGACAUGGACGAUUUCGAUGUCGAUGUUGAUGCCGAUGUUGAUGACGAGGAUGAGAGCAGUAAUGACAGCGACAAUGACCAUGUCCAUGACAAUGGGGACCGUGGCAGUUCUAGCAAGCGACAACCUGCAGGUCGUUCACGUGCCCAAAGGCAGUCUACUCGGAAUGCCUCAAACAGCAGAUCUCCAAGCCCGACUCCGCGGGUAACUGAGGUCGUUUCAGAAGAUGAGGUUGUGAAUGAGUCCAACGAGUCAACUGGCGCUGUGGUGGUGACCAAGAAGCCUGCUCCCAAGAAGCCUGCCGCCCCGAAGCCUGCUCCAAAGCCUGCCCCCAGUAAACCCCCCUCGAAGAAAGCGCUUGGGAAACGCAAGGCGGUAACACAGGAGGUCGAAUCGGCGGCUGAGAGUCAUAGCGAAGCCCCUUCUACAGUUUCUCGUGGUCGGCGACGACAUACCGAGGCUCAGGAAAACACGCCUGAGGCAGCGGCUUCCUCCACUGAAGCACAAGGCAGUGAGGCUCAGGGCAGCGACGUCCGAGGACAAGCGCCGGGCAAGAAGCCCAAGAAGACUCGUCGUAAGGGAGAGAAGGAUGGUCAGUACGAAGAUGAUGGGUAUGAGACUGAUGACUUCGACGAAGAACCAAAUAAGGAAGCAGGAAGACCCUUCCGUCGUCGAGCGAAGUCUCCUGACUGGGUGAAGAAGCUCGGUCCUAGCGAUCCUGAAUUUGAUCCCGACGAAGAUAUGUACUGCUCCAAGUGUCUGCGCAAGGUGCCUAAGACGCAAAGCAAGAGUUCGAACCACCCAACCAUCAGUCGCGAUGCAGAAGUCGAGGCUCAUACUGAUAAGAAGCGAUGCUGCCGUAUCCGCAACGCCCCAGGUUCAAUCGAACGUCUCCCAAACCGCAGCGGCUGGAUCAAAGGCUCUGACGUGCGCAAGCAGCUCGGUGAGAUCAAGAGAUCAUUCCGCCGUCGCUACCCAACAUAUGCACGCACAGUCUAUCCCACCAACCCAAACGACCAGUACGCAUCGGUCUGGCGCUCCGACCCCAAUAACUCAGACAACUUUGAAUGGUGGGACAUUCCCUGGCCUCCCUACGAAGGGGACCCUCCUUUCCCUGGAUCGUGGGUAGCACCAGGUUUGCCGUGGGAUGACACCUUUGACGGACGAAAGCGACGCAAGAUGUACACUGGAGUUGAAGUCCCCGAUUCCCGGUAUAAGUAUCAGAGCGAAACUGAGACUGAUGGUUCGAUGCGUGGGCUUGUUCCGGAGAACAUUCCUGGUAAUCUCACUAUUGAUGGUACGCCGGCGUUGAAGAGGCCUGAGAGUGCGAUUGCUUCAAUUGAGGAGGAGACUGAGGAACAACCUGCUGCGAAAAAGCCGAAGCUUGGUAAGUCCGCCUCUUCCCUACCUCUCUUCAUUUCUCUCGUUAUGGACAGGGCUGACAUUAACACAGGAGCCAUUCCCAAACGUGGAAGAAAGCCUAGCACGCAGCCUUCGCGUGCCUCGAGUCGAAUUCGGAUGCAGAGAGCCGGUACCGCUUCUACGGCUCCGUCGACAGCUGUCUCGACGGCUGUUUCCAGGGCUACUUCAGUUGCGGCUGCGCCCAAGGCUACUUCCAAGGCCCCGAAAGCCGCUCCAAAGCCUGCACCUAAAAAGGCGACUGGUUCAAAGACUGCGACUCCUGCUCCGGAACCUACACCAAAGCCCGCUGCCAAGUCUACUGCGAAACCUGCCGCGAAGACUGCUCCUAAAAAAGCGGCUGGUUCAAAAAAUGUGACUCCGGCUCCAGAGCCUGACUAUGAUAGCAGUGAUCCAGAUAGGUGA
Fusarium subglutinans is the source of this 5982-nucleotide messenger RNA. Its product is annotated as transaldolase. The transcript has 3 exons. The record is from RefSeq and is a predicted model, not a curated record. Lineage: Eukaryota; Fungi; Ascomycota; Sordariomycetes; Hypocreales; Nectriaceae. The coding region runs from base 1 to 5982 and encodes 1993 amino acids.